Molecule: messenger RNA, 952 nt
Organism: Seminavis robusta
Lineage: Eukaryota; Bacillariophyta; Bacillariophyceae; Naviculales; Naviculaceae
Source: the annotation of a GenBank genome assembly
AUUACAUGUUCCGGUACCUGGUACCGGUACAGACCGACUCAAGUCUUUGACAGCCUGAUGGCUUAUUGGAACUCUACAGGACGUUGGAAGCCUCCAUACCGGUAUGGCAACAUCAUUAGCAAGAUACCGGUAAUAGUACUCAAGCUGCUACCAUGGCAAUGAUCCUGUUACAAUGCUUUCUUCUUGUGUUUAUACUUUCCAGUUGCGGCGUGGAAGCCAUUAGACCGUUAUGCCAUGGCCUUCAUGGUGAGACCAGGAGCUCCAUCCUCUUUGCCCUGAGGUGUGGAUCUGAUGGCAGUUCCCAGCACGAGGUUGUCAAGGAAGAUGUGCUCUACAGUCGAUGGAGAACUCUGACAAGUCGCAUCGUUCGCUUUCCAAACGGAAAUGAAGUAGAUUUUGAUAUUGUUGGGCAAUCUGGAUCGAAUCGGGCAGUUCUAAUUUUUGCAUGGGACACAAAAACCAAAACGGCUACAUUAGUGCAGGAAUACAUGCCUGGACCGCAUGCUUUGAAAGCGGGGGUAGCCGCGGGAAUGGUAGAGACCAAACAUGAAGAAGAAGGGGUUGAUCCAAUACUCAAUGCUGCCAAGUUUGAGCUCGAAGAGGAGUGUCACCUUGUGGGGGGAACCUGGAUACGGCUGACUGAUGAUACAAACAUGGAUAAAUAUUCGACCACAGUGGUGCAAGCUUUUCUAGUGCUCGAUCCUGACCCUGCAGUCAACCCAAAACCUUUAGAUGAUGAAGAGGACAUUACCAUCAUUCCAAACAUAACUGUACCCGAAAUCUAUGAGAUGAUUGCGAAAGGCGAGAUGAAUAUAGUUGGCGGCUGGACAUCCAUGGUUGCAAUCCAGAAGCUGCGAGAGCUUGGAGAGAUAUGAAGAGCCUUCAAGUCGUGUCUAUCUCAUGUAUCGGUUCAUUCCGUCGGGGUUUGCUAUAGCAACAGUUACUUAUGAUG